This is a messenger RNA of Castor canadensis (American beaver), 2535 nucleotides long. The record is from RefSeq and is a predicted model, not a curated record. NCBI's taxonomy places the organism in Eukaryota, Metazoa, Chordata, Mammalia, Rodentia, Castoridae.
GGACUGCAUUCCCAAGCAAGCCCGACUCCGGGAAGACCCGGGCCCGGCGCGCCCGGGGCCGCUAACGCCUCACCCCGUCGCUGGGCUGGGACCUCGAUCAAAGGCUUGGGCCCCGCCAGAGCGCGCCGGGAGCUGGGUUUCCCCACGCGCGAGCGGGCUCCCGGAGAUGGAAGGCCGGCCCCGUCGUCGGGGCGACGCGCACGCGACGCGGCAGAGCCGCGGAGAGAGUCGAGGGAGCGCGUGGCGCGGACCCGCCGCGGAGGGGCGGUGACGCGCGGGUCACGCGCCGAGGCUUUCAACGGCGCCGACGGCCGCCCGGUGCCCCGCAGCGGGCAGAGGACCCCGUUUUCGCUCUUUGUCCACCCCCACCACCGUCCCCCGCGCUCAUUCCUCGGACCCGCCGGUCCGCGAGGCCAGCCCUCCCUCCCCGGGAGGGAGGCGGAGGGCGGCGGGCCGGCCGACCGGACGAGCCGGGAGGGGCGGGAGGGGCGGGAGCGAUGGGCGGGACGGCCCCGGGGCGGGAGGGACGGGAGGGCGGCCCGGGGUGGGAACACGGGCCGGCGUCGGCGGUGGCUCGGGGCGACGCGGCGCGACGACGGCGCGCCCCGGGAGGGAAGCCGCGCGUCGGGCGACGGCAACGCGGCGUCCCGCGGGCCGCCGCCGAGGGGGUGCGUCCCAGGGGGCGCGGACCCGCAAUACGCGACCCGCGGGGCCUCGGAGCGAGCAACAGACGGACACACGGUGCGGCGCGAGACGCCGUUUCCCGGACGGGGAAAACGCCGCCCGGGACGGGGAAUCGUCGCUCGGCGUGAGCGCCUCCCCGCGGGGCCACGGGCCGCGGUCGGGGAGGGCGCGCCGCGACCCUCGCUCUCUCGCUCGUCUCGGGCGAGCGUGACGCGACGCGACCGAUCGGCCGAACCCCCGCCGCGCGACAACAAACCCUCCCCGGCGUGGAGAGCUCGAAGCAGACCACCGCGGGCCGGGGGGGAGGCGAUUGAUCGUCAGGCGAACGCUCAGACAGGCGUAGCCCGGAGGACCCGGGGCCGCAGGAGUGACGACGAGACGAGAACAGCUUUUGGGGUCGGGAAGAGAACGAGACGCGGGGGGGCCGGAUCCGCUCUUCCGCGCCACGGCCGCGCGAGCGGGCGAGCGCCCUGCGGCGGCCCGGAACCCCACAGCGGCCCGGGGGGUUCCACACCGCCCACACGGGACCCAGAGCGGAACGGAGAGGCGGACAGCGCGAAGCGACGCGCGCACGCGCGGCACCACGGCGGACGGUCCCGAGGGUCUCCGCCAAGACCCCGGCGGGGGCCGCCGCGGGCGCGCGGCGCCCGGGCGCCACGGCCCACCCCCGCCGCCGACCUGGCCCCAGUGUGGGGGUUUGGGUGGCGGAGUCCGGAGGAGAACCGGGAAAGAGCGGCGUGUGAUGUGUGUGGGGAGAGAGAGCGGACCGGGAAACGGGGCCCCGGACCGCACGACGCCCCAUCACGCGGCCCACGACUCACGCGGGCCCCCGCCCCGACCCCGCGGCGGACGGGCGACCCCGAGGGGUCUUUAACCUCCCCGGCGCGGAACGCGCAGGUACCUGGACAGGAGCGGCGGACGGCGAGGCGGGGAGGGACGGCGGGAUCGGGAGCGGAGCCGGCUCCACCGGCCCCCUCGAGCUCCCCCACCACCGCCUGCACGGCGCGGGACACGCGGGACCGGCCUGCGGCGCCGCCAGGCCCCCGGCGACGCGGAGCGACGCACGCCCCCCCCACGGCCGCUCCACGCUCCGCCCGCGCUUCCCUCCCACGCCUCACCUCCUCGGCCCCGGCCGCAGACCCGCGGCGGAUCCCGGGACCCGCCUCUCCUUCCACGACGCGCCCGAGCGAGCGGCGCGCGGUGGGGGAGGAAGGGGCGUGCCGCUCGCGGGAGGCGGGUGGAGCGCUCGCGGGGCGACGGGUGACGCGGAGAAAGAGACCGGAGGGCGAGGCGGCCGGCGGGCGGCGGGCGGGAAGAAACGGCCGGCCGAGGGGAGGCGAGACGGCCCGCCACCCCCACACACGGCGUGGUGGGGGCGGCCGCGCCGCGGGAGACGGCGCGAACGGACGGGGGCUCCGAACGGACCACCCGCGUACGGGCGGGCGGCGCCACCGCAGAACGCGCCGCACCUCCCCGGGCGCGGCGCCCGAGGGCGACCGGCGGCCCGCGAGAGCCGCGCGCGGCGGGAGACUCGGAGGGAGGAGCGGGGAAGCGAACGCUCGAGGUCCGCCCCCGAUGCCCCGGACACACGCGCGAGACGCGCCCCGAGAGCGGAAAGCCGGCCCGCGGUGGGUGGCGAGCGAAGGAGGGAGGGAGAGGGAGGGAGGGCGCGGGCGGUCCGAGACGCCCCCCUUCUCCCUCGAUCUCCCCCGCCCACCCCCGACACGCGGACGCGGCGAUCCGCGAGGGCCCGGCUCCGGCGAGCGGGAACGGGAACGGCCACGGACGCGGAGACGGAAGACGCCGACGACCGACGACCCUCCUCCUCGCGGCCCGGGGUUCGUCCGUUAA